AUAAUCAUUUUGAAAGGGGCCAGAACUGAAUGAAUAUCUGCUGGGAUUCAGUGUGUGCAACUAGACCAUGGAGAAUGGAUCAGUGGUGACGUCAUUCAUAUUGAAGCCAUACACUGAACUGGAAGACCAUAGAUAUCUAUACUUUCCAGGUUUCCUGUUAUUGUUCAUCCUUAUGCUAAUGACAAAUAUAAUUCUUCUUACAGUAAUUUAUAUUGAAAAAAGUCUCCAUGAACCCAUGUAUUUUUUAAUGUGUAACUUAUCUGUGAAUGGGAUUUAUGGCACUAUAUCUUUAUUACCAUCAGUCCUUGGCAAUUUAAUGUCUCGUACUUAUGAAAUAUCUCUGGCUGCUUGUUUUUUACAGGUCAUUUGUAUACACACAUAUGGUUCAGUUGAAUUUAAUACUUUAGCAGUGAUGGGCUAUGACCGAUAUGUUGCCAUUUGUCAUCCAUUACACUAUCACCAAUUAAUGUCUCAUAGAAAAGUAUGCACCCUUAUUGCAUUGUCCUGGAUUUAUCCUUUCAUUAUAUUUGGGCUGUAUUUUAUAUUAACUCUACUGUAUACAUUUUGUGGCAGGAUAAUAGAAAAGGUGUAUUGUGUUAACUUUGAAUUAGUGAAACUGUCUUGUUUUGAAAUUUCUUUCCACAGCAAAGUUGGCUUUGUUGUAUCUGUUUUUUUAAUUGUUCCACAGCUGCUCAUGAUACUAUAUUCAUAUGCGCAAAUACUCAGAAUCUGCCUGUCUGCUUCAAAGGAGUCUCAGGCCAAAGCUAUUCAAACGUGCACCCCACACUUACUGGCUGUGAUUAACUAUGCAGUGGGAGCCUUUUUUGAUAUUAUCCAGAGUCGUUUCAACAUGAGUCAUGUACCAUAUAAAGCUCGCAUAUUUCUUGCCCUUUACUUUCUGAUAUUUCCCCCAUUGCUUAAUCCUGUAAUUUAUGGAAUUAGCAUUCAAGCUAUCAGGAUUCAGAUUUUCAAACUGUUCAUUACUUGUAAAAAUUACACAUGUUUAAGCCAAUAAUGAGCUCAAAUGGAGUUCCACUUGGUGACAGGCUCAAUGAAACUUCUGGACACUGGUUGCUUUGCAAGAGGACAAGAAAACUAUUAUUUCUGCCUGUUGAAUUCAAUCCCUUUUUUUUACCAUUCUGCUCAACUAAACUACUUAAGUUGUUGUGGGAAGUAACAUAAAUAAUAAAAACACGGCCUUUUAAAGUUUAGACGACCACACAUUCAUGUAACAACCCAUAGAAACAUUUUUUAUGUUGUAGUGUAGUGCUCAUUAUCUAGGGCUCACAAAGAUCAUGUCUGCAGUGUGGUAGAAAGCAUUUUAACUGUUGUAAUAAUUUAAAAAAGAGAGUUACCAGAUCCAUAAAAAUAUCUGAAUGGCUUCUAUGCUGAUACCAGCCUAAAAUCAGCUGGUAUUAGGGCUUUAUUUGUCCCAAAUACUAUUUGUUAUCUCUUCAAAUCACAGUGCUAACCUCAUUUUAAGAUUGCGAAUCACUCCGAAAUGCAACGCGGCAUGACGUCCAGUACAAUGCAGAAUGGCGGAAGCUGUCCUUAUGAGGAAAUAUUACACUCUGCUGCCCCCUGCUGUCAGAAACCUGCAUGCAUUUCCCUCUGGCCGGCAGAACAUCUGCCGCAGAGGCAAAUGCGUCAACUGGAACCAGUGACCACUGUACACCAAUCACUUUAACAUAUAAAGAAUUUAUAAAGAUGGAUAUUUACUAAAGUAAGUCUGAUCAAGUUCCUUGCUCAAGGGUAUGAUGACAGUUCCCCACCUGGGAAUCAAACCAACAGGCUUGGUGUGAUAGUCUCCUCUUUAUUUAUGCUUUCUGUGAUUACGAUUUUUUAAAUUAUCUAAAAUUGUGGAGUACGGAGCCAAAUCAA
This is a messenger RNA of Anguilla anguilla (European eel), 1881 nucleotides long. RefSeq names its product olfactory receptor 52K2-like. Gene Ontology annotation, molecular function: olfactory receptor activity; G protein-coupled receptor activity. Bases 68 to 1015 code for a protein of 315 amino acids. Lineage: Eukaryota; Metazoa; Chordata; Actinopteri; Anguilliformes; Anguillidae. Gene Ontology annotation, cellular component: membrane. The record is from RefSeq and is a predicted model, not a curated record. The transcript is spliced from 2 exons. Gene Ontology annotation, biological process: G protein-coupled receptor signaling pathway.